This is a messenger RNA of Hibiscus syriacus, 2349 nucleotides long. Its product is annotated as pentatricopeptide repeat-containing protein At1g56690, mitochondrial-like. NCBI's taxonomy places the organism in Eukaryota, Viridiplantae, Streptophyta, Magnoliopsida, Malvales, Malvaceae. The transcript has a single exon. The record is from RefSeq and is a predicted model, not a curated record. The coding region runs from base 123 to 2234 and encodes 703 amino acids. Gene Ontology annotation, molecular function: RNA binding; protein binding; zinc ion binding. Gene Ontology annotation, biological process: RNA modification.
CCUGGAGAUGCAAAAUUGCAAACGUAGCAUCUUCUAGUUGAGAUUUGUUUUAUUAUUUCUGUGCCAAAAGGCUUUCGUUUAAUUUCAGCGUUUGAAAAAAAUUAAAGCUUUCUUACUCAUCUAUGCGGUUUCUCUUAAACAUAUGUAGAGCGAAUUUUACAAGCUUUUCGGCUGUACCCAGGUAUCGAAUAGCCCAGUUGGUUCGUGAGGGUCAAAUUGAGAAUGCCCGCAAAGUGUUCGAUGUAUUACCUAACAAAACAGUCGAUUCGUGGAACUCUAUAAUUGCUGGCUACUUUCAGAAUAACCAACCCAAUGAAGCCCUACUUCUAUUCAACAAAAUGCCGUAUAAAAACACCGUAUCUUGGAAUGGUUUAAUUUCUGGGUAUACGAAAAAUGGAAUGGUCACUGAAGCAAGGAAAGUGUUCGAUAAAAUGCCGGAACGCAAUGUUGUUUCAUGGACCGCCAUGGUUCGGGGGUAUGUUCGAGAGGGUAUGAUGGGGGAGGCAGAGUCCUUGUUUUGGUUAAUGCCCGAGAAGAACGUGGUUUCAUGGACAGUGAUGUUAGGUGGACUCAUUGAAGAAGGUAGAAUUGACGAUGCACGUAGGCUGUAUGAUAUGAUGCCGGAAAAGGAUGUGGUUGCUAGGACUAAUAUGAUAGCGGGAUAUUGUAAAGAAGGACGUUUGAGUGAAGCAAGAGAAAUUUUUGAUCAGAUGCCAUGGAGAAAUGUGAUAUCUUGGACAACUAUGAUUACAGGUUAUGUUCAGAAUAAUCUUGUGGAUGUUGCUAGGAAGCUUUUUGAAGUGAUGCCUGUGAAAAAUGAGGUGUCAUGGACAGCUAUGUUGAUGGGUUAUACUCAGUGUGGAAGGAUAGAAGUAGCUUUUGAACUCUUUGAGGCGAUGCCGGUGAAGUCGGUUGUCACUUGCAAUGCUUUGAUUCUUGGGUUUGCCCAAAAUGGAGAGGUAGCAAAAGCUAGGAGGGUGUUUGAUGAAAUGAAGGUUAAGGAUGAUGCAACAUGGAAUGCGAUGAUUAAGGUUUACGAGAGGAAAGGAUUCGAAUUGAAAGCACUUGAUUUGUUCAUAUUGAUGCAAAAGGAGGGCAUUAGGCCAAAAUUUGCAUCUUUGAUAAGUGCUCUUUCCGUUUGUGCCAGCUUAGCAAGUCUGGAUCAUGGUAAGCAGGUUCAUGCCCAGUUGUUGAGAUCUCAAAUUGAUGAAGCUGUAUAUGUUUCCUCUGUUUUGAUGACAAUGUAUAUUAAAUGUGGUGAUCUUGUAAAAGCAAAGCUAGUUUUUGAUAGGUUUUCUUCAAAGGACAUUGUUAUGUGGAAUUCUAUGAUAUGUGGUUAUGCCCAGCAUGGCUUAGGUGAGGAGGCUUUGCAGGUUUUCCAAUCAAUGUUUUCUUCAGGAAUUGUACCAGAUGAUGUUACAUUUGUUGGAAUUCUGACGGCUUGUAGUUACACCGGCAAGGUUAAAGAAGGGCUAGAUAUCUUCGAGUCGAUGAAAUCCAAAUAUAUGGUGGAGCCAAAAACCGAGCACUACGCUUGCAUUGUGGAUUUGCUCGGUCGAGCAGGCCAGGUAAACGGGGCAAUGAAUUUGAUUGAAAAAAUGCCCAUGGAUGCAGAUGCUGCUGUUUGGGGUUCUCUGUUAGGGGCCUGUAGAACACAUGGAAAGUUGGAUCUGGCUGAAGUUGCAGCAAAGAAGCUUCUAAAGCUUGAGCCUGAAAAUGCUGGCCCCUACAUCCUGUUGUCGAAUAUAUAUGCAUCCCAAGGUAAAUGGACCGACGCUGCGAAUCUGAGAAAAAACAUGAGGGUAAGAUGUGUGAAGAAAUCACCCGGUUCUAGCUGGAUUGAGGUCGAGAAAAGGGUUCAUAUGUUCACUACAGGUGAUGUGAGGGCACAUCCUGAGCAUGCAAUGAUCAUGAGGAUGUUGGAGGAAAUAGGUGUGUUGUUGAGAGAAGCCGGGUAUAAUCCUGAUGGAAGCUUUGUGCUGCAUGAUGUGGAGGAGGAAGAGAAGUGGCAUAGCUUGAGAUAUCACAGUGAGAAAUUGGCUGUGGCAUAUGGGUUGUUGAAGGUUCGGAAGGAGGCACCUAUUCGUGUCAUGAAAAAUCUUCGUGUUUGUGGAGAUUGCCACACUGCAAUUAAACUAAUAGCAAAAGUAACCCAGAGAGAGAUCAUUUUGAGAGAUGCUAAUAGAUUCCAUCAUUUUAAGGAUGGUAUCUGUUCUUGCAGGGACUUUUGGUAAUAGAAUUGCAGUGAGAAGUUGUAGAAACUCGCUUGGUUAAAUGGCUUCGAAUGUGUUAUGGUUCAGACGGACAAUGUUGAUUUCCUUAAGUUUAUCCCGUCACCUUCUUCUGAGA